Panthera uncia (snow leopard) is the source of this 4799-nucleotide messenger RNA. RefSeq names its product N-acetylated alpha-linked acidic dipeptidase like 2 (gene NAALADL2). The record is from RefSeq and is a predicted model, not a curated record. Lineage: Eukaryota; Metazoa; Chordata; Mammalia; Carnivora; Felidae. The transcript is spliced from 14 exons. The coding region runs from base 1105 to 3441 and encodes 778 amino acids.
AACUCCAGUAGUUUUUGUCCAUUACUCUUUGUUUUAAAUUCACUUAACAGUGCUUUUCAAAGUUAAUGUAAUGACCCUCUAGAGGAGGGGUCAGCAAACUACAGCCUACAAGCCAGAUCCAUCCUGAUGUCUGGUUUUCUAAUUUAAUAUUUAUUGGGACAUAGUCACACCCAUUUUCUGUUUUACUGUCAUGGAUUUGGAGAGAGGGAUAGCUUGCAAAGGGGCACAAGGAAACUUUCAGGGGUAAUACAAAUGUUUAUCUUAAUUGUGAUGAUGAUUUUCAUGGGUGUAUAAGUAUGUCAAAACUGAUCAAAUUGUUGAUUUGAAACAUGUGCAGUCUCUUGUCCUUCAUUAGACCCCAAAAGUUUAUUAAAAAAAGAGGUAUAGAGAUAAAGAUCAAGUUUAAAAAAUAAAACAUACAGAUUGCAUACCCAAACAUCAUUUAAGUUCAACAGACAUAAAAUUAUUCAGUCAAACUGCCAUAAAAAAUUUUAACAAUCUCAAUGUCUAUACCUAUUUUGCUGGGAAUUCGUAACAACCCUUUGUUACUAAUCAGCAUUCCACAAUUAGCAUUCCCCAAAACAGUAUUUGAGUAGCACUGUUCUAAGAAAUACAACAGAAAGCUGAUGGCAUCCCUAUUCCACAUGGAUAUUACAAUCUGUAUAAAAAUGAAACAGUUACCUAACUAUAACAGGCUAUGGUGUAGUUCCAAAGACAGUGAUUUAGGGCUCAUCAGUACACAAUAAAAUGAAAAACAGCAAGGACUUUGGAAACCAUCAGGCUGGGAUUCAAACUCAAUUUCUUUCAUUUUCCUCAUCUUACAGUAUAGGUGAAUUAUGAAACUGCUUCCCUUCAGUUUGUCAUAGGACGAAAUGAUAAAAUAAUGUUCUCUUCAUGAGGCUGUUUGUAUCUUUCCUUGGCAACAUGCAUGUAGUAGGUAUUCAAUAAAUAUUUGUUAGCUGAACAAAGAGCCUAGAAAAUUGCAGUUCCAGAGUUGCUAAGCAACUUGCCAGAAUAUAGUAGUUACUGACUACUGCUUAUCUCCUGCUGGUUGUGAUUCUUGUCUGGAGACUGGAUUUAAAACAUUUUCUUAUAUGUAAAAAGAUGGCUUAUCAGAAGGUCAAUGCAGAUCAAAGAGCUCCAGGACAUUCACAGUAUUUAGACAAUGAUGACCUUCAAGCCACUGCCCUUGACUUAGAGUGGGACAUGGAAAAGGAGCUGGAGGAGCCUGGUUUUGACCAGUUCCAGCUAGAUAGUGCUGAGAAUCAGAACCUGGAGAAUCCAGAGACUGCAGACCUCAAUCUUGAUUCCAUUCAACCAGCAACUUCACCCAAAGGAAGGUUUCAGAGACUUCAAGAAGAGUCUGACUAUGUAACCCGUUAUACAAGAUCUGCACCAAAGAGCAACCCCUGCAAUUUUUGCCGCCUUUUAAAAAUACUUUGCACAGCCACCGUUUUAUUUAUUUUGGGGAUUUUGAUAGGCUAUUAUGCACAUAAAAAUUGUCCUUCAAAUGCUACAACUUCAGGAACGCUUGAUCUUCACUUAUACCAAGAGAUUCUCAAGACAAUCCAAGCAGAAGAUAUUAAGAAGUCUUUCAGAAAUUUGGUACAACUGUAUAAAAGUGAAGAUGACACAGAAAUUUCAAAGAAGAUUAAGAGUCACUGGACUUCCCUGGGCCUAGAAGAUGUACAGUUUGUAAAUUACUCUGUGUUGCUUAAUCUGCCAGGCCCUUCUGCCAGCUCUGUGUCUCUGAGCAGCAGUGGCCAAUGCUUUCAUCCUAAUGGCCAGCCUUGCAGCGAAGAAGCCAGAAAACACAGCAGCCAAGAUCUGCUUUACUCAUAUGCAGCCUAUUCUGCCAAAGGAACUCUCGAGGCUGAAGUCAUUGAUGUGAGUUAUGGAAAUGCAGAUGACUUAAAAAGGAUACAAAAAAUGAAAAAUACAACGAAUAAGAUUGCACUCCUGAAAUUAGGAAAAUUGCCAUUACUUUAUAAGCUUUCCUUAUUGGAAAAGGCUGGAUUUGGUGGUGUUCUUCUAUAUAUUGAUCCUUGUGAUUUACCAAAGACUGCAAAUCUUAGCUAUGAUACCUUCAUGGUGUCACUGAACCCAGGAGGAGACCCUUCUACACCUGGUUAUCCAAGUGUGGAUGGAAGCUUUAGGCAAAACCGAUCAAACCUCACAUCCCUGCUGGUGCAGCCCAUUUCAGCAUCUCUCGUUGCAAAACUGAUCUCUUCACCAAACAGCAGAACCAAAAACAGUAUCUGUAGCCCUCUAGAACUGCCAAACAAUGAUCAGAGAAUUGUCAGCAUGCAAAUUCAGACAGUUUCCAAAUUCAAAACAGUUACUAAUGUUGUUGGAUAUUUAAAGGGCUUGACAUCUCCAGAUCGGUAUAUCGUAGUUGGCAGCCGUCAUCACACUGCAUACAGUUAUUAUGGACAAGAAUGGGCCAGCAGCACUGCCAUAAUCACAGCUUUUAUCCAGGCCUUGAUGUUAAGAGUUAAGAGAGGGUGGAGACCAGACCGCACAAUUGUUUUCUGUUCAUGGGGAGGAACAGCUUUUGGCAAUAUUGGCUCAUAUGAAUGGGGAGAGGAUUUCAGGAAGGUUCUGCAGAGAAAUGUUGUGGCUUACAUUAGUCUCCAUAGUCCCAUAAGGGGUAACUCAAGUCUAUAUUCUGUAGCUUCACCAUCUCUUCAGCAACUGGUGGUAGAGAAAAAUAAUUUCAACUGUUCCAGAAGAGCUAAGUGUCAAGAAACCAAUGUCAGUUCUGUACAGAUAGAAGGUGAUGCUGAUUAUUUCAUCAACCAUCUUGGAAUUCCCACCGUGCAGUUUGCCUAUGAGGAUAUCACAGCAUUAGAGGGUCCAAGUUUUCUCUCUGAGGCCCUUUUCCUUAAACGUGCAACAAAAAUUGAAGAAAUGGAUCCUUUUUUCCACCUUCAUGAAACCAUUACCAAGCUCUCGGGAGAAGUGAUUUUGCAAAUUGCCAAUGAACCAGUUCUGCCCUUUAAUGCUCUUGAUAUAGCUAUAGAAGUUCAAAACAGUCUUAAAGGUGAUCAACCCUACACUCAUCAACUGCUAGCCUUGGCGUCACGCCUGCGGGAGAGUGCUGAACUCUUCCAGUCAGAUGAGAUGCGUCCUGCUAAUGAUCCCAAGGAGAGAAUUCCAAUCCGUGUCCGAAUGCUGAAUGACAUACUCCAAGACAUGGAGAAAAGCUUCCUGGUAGAGCAAGUGCCACCAGGUUUUUAUAGAAAUAUCCUGUACCACCUUGAUGGGAAGACAAGCCAGUUUUCAAUACUCCUGGAGGCUUGGGAGCACUGCAAGUUACUUGCAUCAAAUGAGACCAUUCAGGAAGCCCUGUCAGAGGUGUUGAACAGCAUUAAUUCAGCUCAGGUUUACUUUAAAGCAGGACUUGAUGUGUUCGACAGUGUCUUGGUUGGAAAGAACUGAGAAAACUCGCAGCAUUUUAAGAAGUUUGUUUACAAUUCCUCAAGCAAAAGCUCUAACCUAACCAGAUUUUCUGACAUUGAAGACUUUCCCCCCAAUGACUUUUUUACAAUUCCAAAGCUAUUAUUACAUUGUAUUUUUAAAUGUACAUAUAAAAGAGCAUUUUGCACAUUUAAUAUUUUCUUAUAUCUACAUCUCUGAAUAUGUAAAAGCAAGUUAUUGAAAUAAUACCUAAGGUUUAUCUAUUAAAAAGAAAUCUGCUGUAUUUUUAUAUAUAUGAAAUAUUUGGGGGGCAAAGUUCCAAGAAGUUCUGGACAAUCUUCAAUUCUAGGGAUAAACCAUGUAGGAACAGAAGUUAUUCCCUAUGUUACAGCUAUUAAUGACCUAGUUUCUGUAAUAGAAAUGGAAAGUUGAUAUGGUUUCAGAUUAACUUCACUAGUAAGUAUUCAAUAUGAAGAAUUCAAGUAUUCCGACUGAAUGAUUGGUCGACCAAAACCACUUUGAAUGUUUCUAUUUUAUGAAAUGAAGUGCCUGUUCAUAAUACAACUAGAUGUAGUAAUACACUGGUUAUGAAAUUGUAUUUUUUUAAGUAUUAAUGAAAAAAAGAGCCAUAAACAUUCCAGGGGAAAAUCUCAAAGUAGCUGCACAGAGCAAUUUAAAUGCAAAUUUUUUCCUAACAACUUAUAAGGUGACUAGCUUUGAAACCCCUAAUUUGCCUCAGUUGAUUUUGUAAAAAUUACAGGAGUGAUAUAUGUCUUAUGAGGGAGAAAAUAUUUCUUAUUUCUUCUGUUCGUUCUGUAGGAAGCACUGAAACCUAGCUACUCUGAAAUGAAAGCAUUUUGCAUUGUUCUUCCUACCUGUAUCUCUUCUGAAACUCCUUCCUGGAAGGCAGUUUUAACAGAAUACCAUGUAAUUUCCACAGGAAAAUAGCAAAGUUUUCUUUGAAAACCCAAACUAUCUUAAAAAAACACCAAACUGCUGUUUCUGCCACUGACACAAAGGACUCACAAUGAAAGAAAUAGCUGUUUGAUCAAUGAAAAACUUCUUAAUUCUGUGAAGAAACUUUUGAUAUUUUUCCUUCUUUAUCCUUCAUUGUGACUAAGAUGCAAAAGUAGAAAAUAUUCAUGCUUCUAAUUUUAUGCAGAAAAUACAGUGUUACUACAAGAGUGUGUCUUUCCCACACUUCGAUUCUUCUCUCAUGUGGAAAAUGAAGUUUUUCAUGUUGACACUGUCAUGGAAUGGCCCUAGCAUCCACUAUUCCCCAAAAGCCUACAAUUUUUUCUAUUGGAUGACAGUUUAAACUGUGAGCUUCUCUUUAGAAAUGUUCUUCUGGUAUUGAAUAAAGCGAUACCUCCUAGGAA